Messenger RNA from Talaromyces rugulosus, 7581 nucleotides. RefSeq lists its product as uncharacterized. Lineage: Eukaryota; Fungi; Ascomycota; Eurotiomycetes; Eurotiales; Trichocomaceae. Gene Ontology annotation, biological process: protein deubiquitination. Gene Ontology annotation, molecular function: cysteine-type endopeptidase activity; cysteine-type deubiquitinase activity. Bases 1 to 7581 code for a protein of 2526 amino acids. The transcript is spliced from 11 exons. The record is from RefSeq and is a predicted model, not a curated record. Gene Ontology annotation, cellular component: nucleus; cytosol.
AUGGCAGGUACCCCGCUAGACAGCUCCAGCACCAGCACCCCGCCUGGUGCUGUAUCACCGGAAGAUUCCACACGAAUGCACGGCGAGUAUCUGGAAGACACAGAAUCCGAAAGCACAAGGAAACGUCCUCGCCUUGACCGCGGCAGAGUUUCUGGUGAGGCAAUGUCGACCGAAGGAGCAUCGCCUGUCCCUCAAGCCGCCUCUCCCAAGACGCCAGACCGCAACGACCGUCCGUCUGUACAGCGCCCAUCAAGCCGUGUCACGAUCAAUAUGAAAUCACCCUCUCAAGCCAUGGCUUCCACCCAAGAUUUGCUCCUAACCGGUGGGCUCCCCGAACGGGAAGAUGAGACGCAGCCAGAAGUCGCAAAUACUCCAACAACACCCACCGAAGAUGCCACCAUGGCUGGAGCUCAUUCUUCCACCGCUAUUUCAAUCACAUCGUCGCCCGCACAAAGCCCCGAGAUCGAGGUGGCUGAUCUGGAGGAUAUGGAUCAGGAUCCGAAUACAUCACAAUGGCGCCCAUUGGGGGAGGCUCUCCGCGAGCAGAAUACAACAGGCGUAGUUGAGGUCCACGAACCAUUUUCACUGGCAGACCAGUUCCCAAAGUUACGUGGAAACCCUGACCUGAGAGAGUCUCUAGAGGAGACUGUGAACAUGAUUGAGAAAGGUCAUCCUCAGGAUAUGAUGCUCUUCAGUGCGGUCAAACAAUGGCUAGAUUUAUGUGCUGAAAAUUUAUCACAACUUACCCUGGAUUCCAUCCAAGAUGACCGAGAAUUCUGGGAAGAAUUGCCUACGAUAGUCGAAGGAUUGCUGCGUAGAGCAGUGAAUUUCCAAACAAACCAAACCCAGGGCAUGUGGCAGUAUUUGGAAGAGUUUUUUCUUGAUUUCGGAAAUCUUGCUGUUCACAUGCUGCAUCUCGACAUAGGCUAUCUCACACUGGUUUGCCAGGACCCAGACAUACAGCCCCAAGACACUCUCAGCAGACCGUACUUGCAAUCUUUAGCUUGGACUCUUCAAAUCUCCAGCAUUCCAUUCUUUCGCGCCCUGACACGAAUCAACCACUCCAAAGUCGCAAACCUCAUUGCUCGGAUCAAUGAUCACAUCGCUGAUGCCCCUACCAAUAUUCUGCCACGGCUUUCAGAGUAUAUGUUGUUGGUAUUCGAGCUUCUUCCAAAACUCCCCCAUCUAGCGCCAGCCUUGGCUUCUGCGUUAGCCGUUGCAUCGAACUUGGUUGAGUCCCGCAAUGAACGUCGUAACCAUGGUGCCGAUGAAGAGUUACUGGAUACUCCCGUCACCAACCGGGCCAUCAAGAACUCCUACUCCCUUUUCCGUACGGUCAACGAGAAAUAUCAACAGGCUGUUUCGAAAAAAGCGUCUUGGGUUACUUCUGACGUCAGUGAGAACCUUUCUCGCUCUAUCGGCCUUGCUUUUCGCAUAUACUGUGAUUGGGAUCCUACUUUUGCCGCCAAACUAGCACAAGAUCUAUCCCUCGAUUUACCCGAAACUUCGAAUGAUGACUACUCUGUAAUCGUCUUUUAUGGUUGGAAGUUCGGCUCCUUAAAAAGACACAUUAUGGACGGGCGUAUGGAGCUCCGAGUGUGGGGCGUGGAAUCCAUGCAGAUCGAACUUGUCAGCAUCUGGCGGCAGAACAUCCAGGGCAAUCCGGAAGGAAUUGAAUCCCCGGUUGUGCAAUAUCUUUUGAAGUUUCUGCGGGACAUUCGUAUUAUCGAUUAUAUUGUCGGGGUAGGAUCACAUCCUCAGCUGAUAAGCCGCAGUGGGAACAUUGUCGGCUUCUUUGUGGUGACAAACACCUACACCAAUGCCGAUACCGACACUAUCUGGAAAGCUAUCACAGAUAGCCAGGACCAGAGGACCAUUGGGGAGGUGUUGACACUGCUUAGCCGUACCAUCACAAUGCAUACGUCCUCCUCCACUGGUCUUCUCUACUUGUCCUCCAAGCUCCUUGAAUUUUCUCUCAGCCGAUUUGACCCUCGUGUCAUUGAGUUUUGUGAUCUUCUUUUCAAAACAAUGAGAGAAAAGUACGAAGAGCGUCAUCGCAGUGACUUUUCAGAGACCACGUACAUCGAUUCGACUCCAUUGCGUUUGUGCGUGCGCUUGAUACGAGAGUCAAACUCUUGUCACGACAUUAGCGACGAACUCAAAGUUACGCUCCAGAGAUUUGCGGGCAAUCAAUUACAACAAUUCUUGCAUUUUGGAAUGAGCGAGCCUGAUAAACGAGAUGUCUACGAGCAAUGCAUUGAAGACAUUGGCCAGAAGAACGAAUUCGCCUCCGGAAGCAUCCAAGCUUUGAAUGCACUGAUUCCAAUGGGGUUUGACUCUCAAGAAAUUCGAAAACUGGCCACGGACUAUGACUUAACGGCACUAAUUGUUUCGGAGUUCACACAUUUUUGGGACAAUAUCACAGAAUUCACCGAUCGAUUCUCGCAAAAUGCGCUAUUAUCCCGUGUCCACUUUCUUGGUCGUAUGAUCGACAAGAUACCAGACAAGAUAACACCGGAGCUUAGUGAUGUUCUUUGGACAAAGGUAUUCAUGACAGGCAACAUAGACCUUGCAAGGGGUUUUGUGUGGGAUAUGUUAUGCCGAGUCACAAAGCAUUGUAUAGCGCAAAACCCUUUCAUAGAACGGUGUCUCCAUGAGUAUUUACCAAAAGUGUCGCCUGAAAACUACUCACCCGAGAUUGCCUCAUUUGCUGAACACGCAGUUCACUAUGAGAUUCGCUUCAACCCUCCACCUAUCACUGGCGAGAACGAAAUUAUUGCAUUGCCAGGAAUGGAGCGAAUUUGGGAGUUCAUUUUGACCGCUCCUCCAAACACUAUUGAAGGAAGAGCAACUCAUUUUGCGAUUGAGGCCUACUUAGACCUCCCGCUCAUACGUAGGGCGCCAGCAUCAGCGGCUGAAGCAACGCACAUUUCUCUAGUGGACCGCUGUGUUGAGCAAAUCAAAUCAGCGGCUACAAAGUUGAAAUCCUUCGACGAUGCGCCAGGCGGAGAUGACAAAACGAUGGUGACUGCUGCAGACGAACAAGAAAUUCUCUCCGCCGGCCUGAAGCUGAGCCGUUCUUUACUGUUCUUACAACAGCUUCUACAGGGUCUACGGUCUCGACCGCAAUACAGUCCACCACAAGGACCCCCGCCCGAGCUUCCCGAGCGUAUUGGCAAUGGAGACCCCGUUGAUAUUUCGUAUCAAUGUUUCAACGAGGCCAAUCAUUCUAAAAUCCGUGUUCUACGUAUCGGCAGCCUUUGCACUGCAAGGGAAUUGGUUGAUCGCCUGGUUCGUGUUACCGGUUUUCGAAAGUUCAGUGUGAUACAUUCGGGACGGAAGAUAAAUUUGCUGGAAGAUCCAAACGCAACCGUCGAAGAUCUCGAUAUUAAGGCGCUUCUGAUUAUCCGAAAGAUCCCCGAUGGCCCUGAGUUAGUGGCUGCUGGACGACGUCAAUCACUCACUUUGGUUGACUCUGAGGUUCUCAAACACUUUGACGACCUCUAUGAUCUUCUUGGUCUCAAGGACAAUUAUGCACGCGAAAUAUAUGAUUUCCUCAUAGUAUUUCCGCCACAAGAACGUUCCCGGGAACUCGUGAGAGCGGAAAGCAAUACAGAAGAUGAGCUUUUUCCAAUGGAGAAACCCUACAAACUCUUAUAUUCUGUGAAAGCGCUUUCUACGUGUUUGCGGGAAGAAUCCCUUGAAGCCGAACCUAAAGAAUCCUUCAUCAGCCACAGCGUCCAAGUGGUAAUCAGUGCCUUGAUUCGACCCAGCAUGGCAGUGGAACUUGGUAACAAUAUGAACCUUGUAUUUGCUUGUCAUUUAAUCGAAUGUCUUUUGCUAUGUCUUUCUGUGAAAACAUCCAGCUCCCAUACGAUACCCAAUGCAGAACCCUUGGUGAAGAGGCUCUUCUUCUUCAUCGAUGCGGCCCAGAAAAUCGACCAAAACCACUUCAUGGACAUCAACGUUCAAAUACUUAUAUGCCAGUCCUUUUCCGUCCUCAUAGAAGCAUCUGUCUGCCAACAGAGCUUCUGGGAGGUGACCAAGCAACAUACCCAAUUUGGUACCUUGAUAUUUUCUCUGCUUCUGGAAGAGAAACGACCCUCGAUCCGUCGUCAAAUUGCGGAGAAGAUCAAAGUUAUCUGCGGGUCCUCAAAGACCCAGAAAAAGACAGCAGCCACGGAAAGCGCUGAUGAGGAUGUUUCUACUCCAGAAAACUCUACAGUACUUGACAUCAUCGCCACUGUAUGGGACGCUUUCGUUCAAAAUAUGCAGCUUUCAGUACAGUAUGCAGAUCAGUCCCAGGAAUUCUUUUCUGUGGCACUUGUGGUUAUCCGGUCAAUUACUGAGAGAUCCCCUUACGACAUUGUAUUUACCGAAUACAUUUCCCAUUGGAGCGAGGUUAUGUUGAGCCACAAGACUCAAGAGUUUGUUGGGCGAGAGCCAGUUGAUCAUGUGAUACUGGGAUUUGCUCGUCUCAUACGAUGGUGCUUGGAGGUCGCGGAACGAACGGAUACACAAGUGAACGCCACGGAUUUCAUCGAGAGUAUGAUCAACAACUAUUUGUUCCCCGACUUGUCAGAACCUUCGGAUACCGAAAUCACUACACCGCGAAUUCCCAUCAUGCACGAAGAGACCAGGGAAGAGUUAUAUCAUAUUCUUGUUUUGCUCUGCAAGCAAGUAGACAACUAUGCCAAAGUUGUCGAUUUGAUGUCAGAUCUCAUUCCUCAUGAUUACACAUACAAUACAACGUGGGCAGUGGAUAGGUUGAAGGCGAUCCGAUCACCCGAAGGCUACGCAGGGCUCAAGAACUUGUCAAACACUUGCUACCUCAACUCUCUAUUUACCCAACUCUUCAUGAACGUACCAUUUCGAGAAUUUAUGCUACAAGUCUCAGUGACCGAACCUGAAACGUCACAGAAACUUCUAGCAGAAACAAAAAAGAUUUUCGGAAACAUGCAAGAGACUUGGUGUAAAUAUGUCGAUCCAGAAGGCGCUGUUGGGACAAUUCGCACCUAUGACAACGAACCGAUUGACGUGACCAUUCAGAUGGAUGUCGAUGAGUUUUACAACCUCCUCUUCGAUCGGUGGGAGGCGCAAAUCUUAAACCCAGAAGACAAGAAAAGUUUUAGGGCAUUCUACGGCGGACAACUGGUUCAACAAAUCAAGUCGAAGGAGUGUGAACACAUUUCAGAGCGGCUUGAGCCAUUUUCAGCAAUUCAAUGCGAGAUCAAAGGGAAAGCAAACUUGGAAGAAAGCCUGCAGGCAUACGUGGAAGGGGAGAUUAUGCAAGGAGACAAUAAGUACUCGUGCACAUCCUGUGGAAGGCACGUGGAUGCGGUGAAACGGGCCUGUUUGAAAGAUGUACCCGACAACCUCAUCUUUCAUCUGAAGCGCUUUGACUUUGACAUGCUCACCAUGCUGCGCAGUAAGAUCAAUGAUGAAUUUCAGUUUCCAGAGAGAAUCGACAUGACUCCGUACAAAGUCGAAUAUCUUUCUGAAUCUGACAGUCAACUUGAACCGGACAUCUUUGAAUUAGUCGGCGUUCUCGUCCACAGUGGCACGGCUGAGUCAGGUCACUACUAUAGCUACAUUCGUGAACGUCCAGGAGCCGACUCGAGGAAGUCAUGGGUUGAAUUUAAUGACGCCGAUGUCAGCUCAUUCGACCCGUCAAAAAUCGCUGAGCAAUGCUUUGGUGGAUUAAAUGAUUCUCUGCACACGGCAUCGAUGGGACAAACACGCUACGGAAAAGUUUGGAAUGCUUACAUGCUCUUCUACCAGCGUGUCUCCAGCAUGGAUUCGGCCACGAAGAGAUAUAAGCCCCCCACCAAGGAUACCCCGGUUCAUGUGGACCUGCCUAUUGAUCUUGGCAAUCACAUCGCCAUGGAAAAUGAGCUCUUUAUUCGCACAUAUUGUCUCCUAAGCCCUUACCAUGCCUCUUUCGUUCGUUACCUCCUCCGUUUAUCGAGUGAACUUGUGUCUACAGGCGAGUCCAAUAGCUCUAGCCUACAAAAAACGGCGAUCUUCAUCGCCAUGGAUACCUUGGACCAAUUGAUAUCGAGGAGUCGAGAGUUGCCGGAGCUUGAUCGGAUUUGGCCUGAAUUCAACAGAGCCAUAUAUGAUACCCCUAAAGGAGCAUAUAGAAUCAUGCAGUGGAUCGGCGAGAGAGAUACAGGUCUGCGUAAUUUGAUUUUGAAGCCCCUGCAAGCAUCAGUUCGAACCGUUUCCAAGAAAAUAUUUGCGUCGGCACUUUCUAGGGUCGAAGACUUGUCCAGAGACGAAAAUAUGGAUGAAACCGAACGAGACAAAUGGGAAUAUCGGUAUACUGGAGCCUGGGAAGAAAUCAUAGAUAUAAUGAGCAAUAUGUGGCCCAUUCUUCACACAGCAAGCCGUUCAUGGGACGACUACUUUGAGCUUCUGUCAAUUUUUACUUCGUUCAAGUCCCCCAUGAUUGAUAUCAUGUUGGACCAUGGAUUUCUGAUAAAAUGCCUCGAGAUCCUUUGGCUGGACAGCGAAGAUUGCAAAGAUCUUCGAAAGUAUUAUAACAACUAUGUCCGACUUGUGGAGAGAGGCCGCAAAUUCUCCCACCGAAAAUUGAUGGACUUGCUUGCUGAUUUGCUCAAAUUUAUCGACUUCACGUUGUCACCUACCCCUGACGAUCAUUCUCGUCUCAUAAAGGACGGCCGAUACUCUUUGAAUGAGACUGAAAGCUCUUUCAUUUUUGAUCUAGAACACAGCAAGACUGGUGAACUUGUUCUUGUUAGGAAGAUUCUUCAGCAUCAAGUUAACCCCACUGCCAGCCACGCCAUACUUCGACAGCUACUAGAGGCCGAACCAGAAACUCAACUGUCGCAGCACAUAAUCAAGGUUUUGGAGGAUGGCCUUAGGGUGGCUCCCGCACAACUCUGUGCUCCAUUCCUGGAGGCAGCCGUCGUUUUCUGCAUGCACAGUCCUGAUGAACAGCAAGUGGUCAACGUGAUCGAUUAUGUGGCUAAAGGGGUGGAAUCCAUAAACAGCAGUGGGGGACGAGAGCAUAUUACCUUCUUCACACAAAUCUUAUCCUCGCGGAACGAACGGAUCGAAAAGGAUGAGCAGUGGUUCGCACAGCAGAUUACUGCGCGUAUUCCCGACUGGGCUCCUACGCUACUUAUUUACCCUGAAAGCGUAGUCAAAGACCUGACCUUUGAAAUGCUACGCGAACUUCUAUUCGGUCAAGAACAGAGUGAGGCAGAUGACAACGGCCGCACAUUCUACACUAAAGUUGCCAGGGAGCUUGCUCAGGCGUGUGUGGAACGACUGAGAAAGACGUAUCUCGUGAAUCCUGGCCAGAACAUUGAAACCAGGAUUGUAGAGACAAUCAAUUUCGUCAUCAACCAUUGUUUGCAAGAAUACUUUGACGGAGAUGAUCCGGAUGAUGCAGAGUUCAUACAACAAGCCGAAGUUGUGCUUGGCGCCAUUAAUCAGUUGUCGGUGGAAAUGCCAGAGGAGAUGGCGUCUGUGUCUGAUUUUGCUUCACCAGAAGAUUGGGAAGACCAGUCGAUCAUGGGAAGUGAUUCUGAGCUUGGCAUGGCAACCCCAUGA